CGUAUAGCCAAUAGAAACACGAAUCCCUGGCAGCUGUUUGAUGACGUAUGUGAUCUGAAGCACAAAACCGCGUGAAAAUGCUCUUCUAUUCCUUCUUCAAGUCCUUGGUCGGCAAAGAUGUGGUGGUGGAGCUCAAGAAUGACUUGAGCAUAUGUGGAACAUUGCAUUCAGUCGAUCAGUAUCUGAACAUCAAACUGACAGAUAUCAGCGUCACUGAUCCAGAGAAAUAUCCUCACAUGUUGUCUGUGAAGAACUGCUUCAUCCGUGGCUCAGUGGUGCGGUACGUUCAGCUUCCUGCGGAUGAGGUGGAUACACAACUUCUUCAGGAUGCUGCACGCAAAGAAGCCAUGCAACAGAAGCAAUGAUAUGCUUUGAUUAGGAAUAGUUUCUGUUUUGAUGGACUGUUCACAAACGUUGUCUGUGAAGUGAUUUUCAUUUUCUUACAUAAAAAUAAUGUAAAGUUUUUAAGUUGAAAUAUUUGUUUUGUAUUUUUUGUCCUAGUUCUAAUAAAGAGGGUGUGUCUGUCCCCAGUUAGAGGUUGUGUGCUCAUAAUUUCUUAAUUGUUUGAAAGAAUCUUGGGCUCCAUCUGUUGUGUUUUACUGUGGUUUAAAUUCUUCAGUUGUACUGUGACACUAGAAUAAAGUGUUUUCUGUUGUCCCAUUUUUGAUGUUAAAAGUUCAGUGUAUACUUAAGGUAAUUUUCUAAUAAAAUGUACCCAAACUA
Paramisgurnus dabryanus is the source of this 723-nucleotide messenger RNA. It is a transcript of the gene lsm2, whose product is annotated as smx5. Gene Ontology annotation, biological process: mRNA splicing, via spliceosome. Gene Ontology annotation, molecular function: RNA binding. Gene Ontology annotation, cellular component: catalytic step 2 spliceosome; P-body; Lsm1-7-Pat1 complex. Lineage: Eukaryota; Metazoa; Chordata; Actinopteri; Cypriniformes; Cobitidae. The record is from RefSeq and is a predicted model, not a curated record.